AGACGGCCGGAGGAUGAAGCAGCCGGAGCAUCUUCAUCAUCUGAGCUAGGCGCACGUAGUCCGUGGAAUCAAAACUGUGACGAGUGCAUGAGAGAGCGGUGAUUAAUUUGACUGUUGAGGGAUAACCUUUGUGUGGCUCUGCAGCGGAUCCAUAGUCUGCAGACAGCCAGGCACGCAGCGCAGCGCCAGACUGCACGGCGCUGUUUUCUAACAUCAACUGAGGAGCAUCCUGGCAGGAAGAAAAAAAAACUGGCUGGUCAUGGAUUUGUCCUUUCGGUAAGACUGUCUUAGCAGCAUCACAAACAGCGUUUGUAUUUAGAGAAUAACAACAGCAGCUAUGGGCUCCAGACUGAGCAGGCAGAGCAGCCUGGACAAUGAAAAUUUCUCCAAAAAGCGACGCAAGCUUCUAGAUAAUGCUGGAGAGGGAGACAGGAGCAGUCGGAGCAGCGGGGACUUUCUGUUUGCACUGAUGCUGAAAUCGGACAAACUACCCGGGAUGCUGCGGAGGACUAACCAUAGCCCCUACAUGAGGCGAGUUGCGUGGAUUAAGGAGAUACAGAAACUGCUCCGUGAUCGAAGGAUAGAGCAGGCGACUGACGUGCUCAAAUUACUGAGGAAGGAUCUGGGUUUGGAAGGCACCUCACUCAAUGACAUCUUGUACAAAAAUGCUGCCUUCCUCAAUCUGGUGGACCCAAUCUCCCAUGAACUACUGCUCAGCUUGGCUCGAGAGAUGCAGUGUCCUAAGAAGGAUGCAGACACUAUAAAAUCUUCUGAUAAGAUUUGUAGACAGCUGAUCUACCACCUGACUCCGCACUCAAAGUGGCUGAGACAGAGCAUGUCCAGACAGAAAUCCCAGGCCUGUCUCAAGACAACUCUACAGAAAAAGCUGUCCAGUGACAGCGUGGAUUUGUCUGGAAUUCCUCUGUCCACUCGUGAUGUCCGUCAAGUCGUGUUUUACCUUCAAAACAACAGAGACAGUGUCGUGGCGGUGGACAUCAGUUUUACAGAACUCCAGGACGGGAAUCUGAGGCUGCUUCUGCCUCUUCUUGCCUCUCUGCCCAAACUCAGCACUCUGGCUCUCAACGGUAACCGCCUCACCCUGGCUAUUCUUAAAGACCUUACCGAAAUGCUCAAAGACCCCAAGAAGUUUUCCAGCCUGGCAUGGAUUGACCUGGGAAACAAUGUGGACAUUUUUACCAUGCCUCAGCCGCUGCUAGUGGCGUUGCGUCGACGCUGCAGCCUGAAGAGCAGCCUGCCUACCAUCUACGAAUACACAGAGGGUCAGCCCUACUGCUACCACCUGGAGACUUCUAUUGAAGAGCCCAGUCACUAUGAGGAGGAGGAAGAGGAGGAGGAAGAGGAAGAAGAAGACGAAGAUGAUGUGGAGAAUAAAUUUGAGCUGGAGCCUUGGGGUUUAGGAGAGAAGCAGCUCUCUAAAGAGUUCACCCUUCACUACUGUGAGAGGUGAUGGAGUGUUUUCUCUCUGAGGCUCUUUCAACUGUGGUUGAAAUGUCGUCCCACAGCACUCUGUUACUUCCUUCGCCUUCUUGCCCUCACACCAUGAGCCCAGUUACCCUUUGAGGCACAGGGGAGACCAGUGCCCACAUUGUGAACUUCUCGUCCCAACACUGCUACAAGCUAUAUCUAACCAUCUCUGAGUUAACCCACAUAAGAUAGUGACAAUGAAGUGACAGCCAUGAUGGCAGACUUACUGUGUUGGUGGAUGGUGCUCUUUGGAGCAAGGUGCGGUUUCAUUGGAGGGGGGCUGGAAGAGUUAAUGAACCAGUGCUCUCUCUCUCUUUCUCUCUCUUUCUCCAACUCUAUCACUCUAGCCUUCUCUCUCUUUCACCCUCUUCGUCUCUGUGUGAAGGUAGCAGCUGAGGAGCCAAUCUCAAGGAGAUUUAGAUCAGUUGGUUGGAGGAAGGAGCAGCAUCCCAGCGGUAGCUGAAGCUGAACUGGUGUUAGUUGGGAAACAGUGGGUCCCUCUGGGUUCUCUACCAGGACUGAGACUAUCUCUGGCAGGCAGGGCCUAGCUCCACAUUGUGUGUUCUCUGUUAAUCUCUCAACAAAAGCUAUGACACAAGUUCAACAGACUAUACAGCCGACAACCCAUCACGUGAUACUGGCAAAACUGCAAAGUCGACUUUUUGCGUUUUCCCCCCCUUUCCAAAUGUCCACUUGUGAAUACCCAUGCAGCCCUUGUGUAGAUGUAAAUGAGGACACAAAACAUGACUGUUGUGUUUCCACGGGCUAUUUUUGUGCACUUUGGUGAACAAAACAAUCUUAGAAGACAACAGGUAGGAUUCAACAAUGGAUAGGUGUCACUGAUUGUUUUUGUACUGGUCUAAAAGCUGAUAUUCAACUCUGUGUAAUUAUUGAGCUGUGUAGGUCAUCAGCACAGUGUCUCAGUGCAUUUAGGACACUCCAGCUAAGUGUUAAUAUGGUCCACUGCAUCAGAGCAGUGCCCAAAAAGCCCGUCCUACUGGUGUUUGUCUCCACAGGUGUGUUAGCAUUUCUUUUUAUUGUUGCUGUACCUCACUGACCCUGUGUUACAACACACUUUCAUGAUUGUUAUCUAUUGGUUGUAGACUGUUUGCAGUAGCAUAUAAUAAUUAAGUUAGACUGAGCAAAACACUACAACACACUCUAAGGUACUAUUGUAUUUACAUUUCUGUUUCACAACAGCAUAUACUCUGUACAUUGUUUCUAACUAGACAUUAGCAGAGCAGAGGCUGAAAGUAUACCUCUUUCAGGUGAAAUGAUUGUUAGAAGGACCGUUCAAAAUAACUUCACCAGAUAUAUAAUUAAUGUUUAAUGUGUGUUAUAUGUGUUUGUAAUAGUAAACUGUCUGAUUGCUGCAAUGACAAUUCAUGUUAUUGUUUUGGUGUUCUGUCUCUUGUCCAACUCAGUAAUUGUGUUAAUGACUAAUGAGUAUGAAACUGAGCCCAGUGACCUCCAGCUGUAGGCUUGAGCAGCAGACAAAAGGGGGCAUGACUGAUAGGAUUACACAAUUUAACAGAAAAUAGUUCAAUAAUGUAAUUCACAGUCAGAGCAGAUAUCUUUUAUAAGGAAUGUUUCAAUCUGAAUGUCCUCUUGGAAAUUACACCCCUGUCCACUUAGUUUCGUUUCAUGUGUCAGUGUCAAACCUUUCCUUGUUAUAACUUGUGUGUAUUUGUCUCAGACAAAACAAUGACUGCCAAUAAAAGUACUGAUCAAA
Messenger RNA from Melanotaenia boesemani (Boeseman's rainbowfish), 3217 nucleotides. RefSeq names its product leucine rich repeat containing 75Ba (gene lrrc75ba). The transcript has 4 exons. NCBI's taxonomy places the organism in Eukaryota, Metazoa, Chordata, Actinopteri, Atheriniformes, Melanotaeniidae. The coding region runs from base 338 to 1468 and encodes 376 amino acids. The record is from RefSeq and is a predicted model, not a curated record.